Molecule: messenger RNA, 3526 nt
Organism: Megalopta genalis
Lineage: Eukaryota; Metazoa; Arthropoda; Insecta; Hymenoptera; Halictidae
Biological process (GO): protein phosphorylation
Molecular function (GO): protein kinase activity; ATP binding
Source: RefSeq, a predicted model, not a curated record
CGCAAUGUUCGCUGCCAAAACGGGCAGACGAGUGAUGUGAAAAUUGUCAAAUAUUUUGUGCGAGGUGGUGUUCCGCGGUGAACUUGAUUGUGUUCCAGAAGAUCGUUGCGAUGUCCAGUACCCUGGAGAAUAAGAUUUUAAAAAUGCAAGCACGCCUCAAAGCGGAAAAUGAGUCGAGGGACAGAGACAGACAGAGUAACGAGGUUGGACCAGGAACGGGCCUUCAGUCGUCAUCCACAGGGACUGGUUCGAGCCCUGCCUCACGACCUCCGAUUCCAACUCUGAAAGUCUCACAGAUACCACCAAAAAAACAAGACAGCGAAUUUGAGUCAAAGCUACAAGAAAUUAUGAAAAUGAAUGGUAUUUUGAACAUCAAUGGACAGAGGUAUCAAACAGAAAUGAAAGACUUGGAGCACUUAGGCGAAUUAGGAAAUGGUACCUGCGGGCAUGUUGUUAAAAUGAGGCAUAAACCUAGUGGUGUACUGAUUGCUGUUAAACAAAUGCGACGUUCUGGCAAUGCAGAAGAAAAUAAAAGGAUAAUUAUGGAUCUUGAUGUUGUGCUGAAAUCGCACGACUGUCCAUAUAUUGUGCAAUGUUUGGGAUGUUUCAUUACAGAAUCCGAUGUAUGGAUUUGUAUGGAAUUAAUGGCAACUUGCUUGGACAAAUUAUUGAAAAGAACUAGACAGGCAAUGCCUGAAGAAUUUUUAGGAAAAGUUACAGUAGCUACAGUAAAAGCAUUAUCAUACUUAAAAGAAAAGCAUGGUGUAAUUCAUAGAGAUGUGAAGCCUAGUAAUAUUCUUCUUGAUGAUAAGGGAGGAGUAAAAUUAUGCGAUUUUGGUAUAUCUGGUAGACUAGUUGAUAGUAAAGCAAAAACUAGAAGCGCGGGAUGUGCCGCGUAUAUGGCUCCUGAAAGAAUAGAUCCGCCAGAUCCAACGAAACCAGAUUACGAUAUCAGAGCAGAUGUAUGGAGUUUGGGUAUUACUUUAGUGGAAUUAGCUACAGGAGUAUUCCCUUAUCGAGAUUGUAAGACUGACUUUGAGGUACUGAGCAGAGUAGUACAAGACGAUCCUCCAUCCCUUCCACAAGAAGCAUCUUUUUCGAAAGAAUUUCGAAGCUUCGUGAGUUGCUGCCUUACGAAAAAUUAUAAGCAUCGUCCGAAGUAUCAUAAACUCAUGGAGCAUCCUUUCAUUCGGAAGUACGAUGUAUCUCAAGACGAAGAAACGAACUCCUCGGUCUUAAAUUCUGGCUGCCAAUGGUUUGGCAGAGUUAUGCGACAAUUAGAGCCAAGUUUCAGAUUGCCAGGAUGGCAGCCGCGAGUCACGACGGGUCAUGUAUCUCUGAAGCAAACAGCUCACCUCAGGGCUCAAUCUGAAGUACCGGCUUUCUUGCGAAGCAACGUCACCAAAGACUCACAGAACUCCAAUUUUCUGCCAUUUCAUCAACGAUCAAAUAGUGAGAAUGGUGCGAACUAUGUAUCUUAUAGUCCAUACGCGCUUAGACGAAAGGAAAUUUCCAGGCCGUUUUCUCCUCCUUCGUCCAAUGAUGUUGACACACCGGAAACGAAUUUUCAACGACCGUAUUCACCGUAUAGACAUGUCGAACAAAACAGAGACUAUACCUCGAAUCACUGUUCUACUAAUGGACAAGGUAGACAGGAAGGAAGACCGUUCUCUCCUUAUAGGCAGGAUGCUAAUUCAAUAGACGCGAGUAACAGGCUCUAUUCACCGUACCAUGGACGCUUCACCGAAGAGCGGGACACCAGCAAAGAACGAUGGCAAGGUGCCCCUAGAUCUCUGAGUCCGUUUGCUCGGGACUAUUCGCCGUGGAGGCGAGAAAACGUUGAUCCUCCAAAUGUAAUACAACCGACAGAGAGUGGUCGGUACUCGCCAUUUUUACAGCAACGACUAGGACAAACUCCACCCGCGCCACAGACUCAUCCACAGGCGCAGGAUAUCUACGGUAGUCCCAUGAUUAGUCGUAAAAGGUUUCCCUCUGAACCACCACCACAAGGGUCUCAUGGGUCCACCAGCCCAGAGUUACUAAUUUCCCGUUUUGCACACCAAAUGAAGCAAGAUUCUCCAUCCUCUAUACCACCCGCUCAAGGUGGAUCCAAGGAAUCUGCUAAGAAACGUUUCGCUUCUUACGUUCGUCUCAGGCUCGGAAGUGAACGGGCACCAUCGCCAGAACCGCCCCCAAGAUUGAGUCGUGGCGAAUCGCCUCUAGCUCUUAGAAGGAACCUGGUUGAUCAAGCAUCUCCUUCUUUUGCGCGAAGGUACAUUUCAUCUUCACCACCUCAACCUCCUCCGAGAAGAUUGUCAGAGAGCAACUCCGUACCUGGUAGUCCUCAGCAUGUGCGAGCCCGUCUACGUUACACCCCCGAACCUCAGAGGAGACCUCCGCCACCAUAACCCACCGUUACGAUGAGAUCAUAUUCCUUGUUGGUGCCAUAUGCGUUAAAAUUAACUGAACCGAUCAUAUGUACCACGUAGAAUGGUGUUGUAAUCAACGACGGUCGGUGCGCACGCAAAGUGGUGUGCCUGUGCACAAUGUACUUGAAAACGAUUCUAAACCAAAAAAUAGUUGUUUGUAAUACUCGGCGACACCGUGAACUGUACGAUGUACGUAUUUUAAGAUAAAUAGACCUCGAAUACGUACCGUGUACGAUAUUAUUAGCGAAAAUGUUCGCGGAAAGGAAUAUGAGGAAAACGAAACAUAAUUCUGCUCCUGAGAUUCGAGAGAGGAUGGUCUUUGAAAAUUUCAAUAUUCGCACGACUUUCUUUCGUGGCUGUAAACGUAACGCGUUGAACUACUUCUGUCAAUAAUUCUCUUGUCGACGUGUAUUUAUAUAGGAUGCAAUCACCGAUGCAAUACGAUGCUCAACUUUUUAUAUUGCUUGUAAAGAUAUAAAUAAAUGUAGUAUGUUCGACGUUUUUCUAAAAAAAAAGGAGAAAAAUGGGAAAAAGAAGAAAAAAAUGCAAAGACAAAAAGAAAAAAGGCAAAAAAAGAAAAGAAAAUCGUUAAUAGGAGAUGCGGCAUCGUACUGAACGCGUAAACCGUUCCUAUCACUCUUCGUUUACGCUUCUUUUUUUAAUCGAGAGACACAUGUGAGAAAAGUAUUUCGAACAAACACUCGCGCGAAAAGAGCUCCCAUCCUCGGGCGGCCUUGCAGUUAAUCUCUGCAACUCGACUUAGCAACGGCGACGUUUUUUCACAAUUUAAUUAUCGUUUGUAACAAUACCAAACGUAUACAGCGAUCGCAGUCAGGGAGUCGAUCGAAUGGAAACCAAAUCGUAAGAACUAUUAACGACGCCUCCAUAAGGAAAGCACAAUAUUCACGUCUCCUAGAUUCUAUGAAUUUCAAACAAAUGUAUAUUAUUUAAUUCAGAGGCGUGUUUGGGCUAGAAUGUUGUAAUUAUUAUUUUUAACAUUUAUUCAUUAACUUUGUUCAAUCUACACUAGUAAUCACCUUUGUCGCUUAUUUGACAAAAGGAUCUGUUGCAAUGUAAAUAAACUUAUAUUUAUACGA